AUGGCCACUCCACCGGACAGUCCCAUCGAGGAGGUGGUCUACGAGCUAGAGCCAACCCGGGCACCGAAACCGAUUCCGGUGGCCCUCGAGGACCUCUGCCGGUUGACGAAAUUCACCCGCCAGGAGAUUCGGGUCAUGUACCGGGGAUUCAAAACGGAGUGUCCGGACGGGGUCGUGCACGAGGACAGCUUCAAGGACAUCUACGCCAAAUUCUUCCCACACGGUAAUUCCAGCCUUUACGCGCACUAUGUGUUCAAAGCGUUCGAUGUCAACUGCAACGGAUCCAUUACCUUCCGGGAUCUGCUCGUCACACUUUCGACUCUCCUGCGAGGUUCCGUUUACGAGCGGCUAAGGUGGACCUUCCGGUUGUACGACAUCAACGGGGACGGGUGCAUCAGCCGGGGGGAGCUGGGCGAAAUCAUCACCGCGGUCCACGAGCUGAUGGGUCGGCGGCCACACCAACCGGACGAUGAUCGGAAAGCCCGCGAACAGGUUGAUCGAGUGUUCGCCAAGCUGGACCUAAACCAGGACGGUAUCAUCACGAUCGAGGAGUUCCUGGAGGCGUGCCUAAAGGACGACGUUAUCACCAAAUCGUUGCAAAUGUUCGACUGCCUUUGAUGACCAUCGUCGGACAGUGUGUACGCGGGCUCGCGCAAACCCGACCUCGAGCGCUUCGCGUUGAUCCACCUCUAAGGCCGGGUGGACGAGACGCUGGUUUAGGUGCGCCCGACCCGACUGGCCCACCCGAAACCACUGUCCUCGAGAGUCCACCGUGUUUUCC
This is a messenger RNA of Anopheles bellator, 781 nucleotides long. Its product is annotated as Kv channel-interacting protein 1. Bases 1 to 618 code for a protein of 205 amino acids. The transcript has 5 exons. Gene Ontology annotation, molecular function: calcium ion binding. NCBI's taxonomy places the organism in Eukaryota, Metazoa, Arthropoda, Insecta, Diptera, Culicidae. The record is from RefSeq and is a predicted model, not a curated record.